This is a messenger RNA of Jaminaea rosea, 2531 nucleotides long. RefSeq lists its product as hypothetical. The transcript has a single exon. Bases 112 to 2211 code for a protein of 699 amino acids. Lineage: Eukaryota; Fungi; Basidiomycota; Exobasidiomycetes; Microstromatales. The record is from RefSeq and is a predicted model, not a curated record.
UGCUGAUGUGUUCCCCCUCGAUUGCCCGCAGUGGGAGACUGUCAAGCCCAAUGCUCCCCCUUACCACUUCUGAUGCUUCACAUACCACUUUGAUGCUCGCCAUCCAUCUUGAUGACAAAAUCUCAUCCGCCUCUCUCACCCACCCGUGUCAGCUUGUCUCGCCUGCUUGCGACGCGCUUCUCCGCGGCCGUGCCCCCGUCGCUCAAUCGAUUGCCGCUCAGCAAGCGACACUUGGCUCGCACGCCGUCUGCCGACAAGUCGAGUCGGUCUGAUUGCGCUCACGCUCCCUCACUUGUUGCUUUCGCUUCUUCCCUUCCAUCCUCUCACUCCGCCCCCUCACACGCUACUAUGAGCGUAGCAGCGAGGAGCGCUCCUAAUCCCGUUACCAUCCCCGUAGACCCCUGGGACCUCGAGUACGAUCCAUCCGCGGCUGCCAUCGACGUGGGCCCUCCUUCGCCUUGCACCCGCUCAUCUUCGCCCGCCUCGUCAUCUUCCUCCAACCCGCCUUCCUCACCCGGUGAUGUAGACGCCCCUCACUCGCCCACCCUGCCCACUUCGUCAACACCGCCCUCGAUCAACUCGCCUCCAUCGAUGCGCCUCAGUGUAGUCGCACCACCUGAGCCACUACUACCUCAAUCCCCCGUAGCGGCAGCGGCAGCGGAGGUGCCCACAACCCCUCCCCACUCAAUGUCAACAUCGCAGAACCUCUACCCUCACCGUAUCAACCAUGGCUUCAUCUCAGACCAAAGCUUCCGUAUCAGCGACGCCGGCAGCGAAUCUUCUUCCUCCAACUCAAGCCCGCUUGCUCAGCGCUCUUCGUCGCUCAGUAGACUUGCUCCUGGUAUGGGAUUCGACCUGAGCCAGUCGAUGCAAGUGCCGGGGGACAAGAGCAUCGAGGAGAGUGAGGAGGAUGCUCAAGCCGUCUCGGCCAUCCUGCCGAGCACCAACAUCAUCCCGGCGACCCCAUCACCAGCCGAGAGGGGCAUACAAGCCUUGCCGCCCUUGAGUCCAGUCGCCGAAGGUGACAGCCAGGACCACCUGAGUGACAAGCAUCAUCAAGACGAUUGCGGUGAACACCUGGGUGACACUGCACAAGAGCUCUUCCUCACUCCGCUCAUGCCCCGCAGCGGGUCCACUUCGUCUACCACCUCCUCCAACCCGUCUUCCAUGGCCAGCAAGGCAUCCGGAUCCGGUUCCGCCUCUACUUGGUCAAGCCUACCAUCCUCGUCCACCUUUGGACACUCGAUAUCCACAGGCUUAAGCUCGAUCGCUUUUGCCCACAGCUAUCCGCCUCUGCCCCUUGGCGACGUCCAAGAGCUCAAGAGGGGCGUCCAUGAUCUGACUACCCCCGAGAUGGAUGGUCAGAUCAAGGUCAACCGCAGCGAUGAUGACAAGACGGCUCACCAUAACUCGCAGCCUUUUGUCCUCCUGGGCCCUGAAGAUCAGCUUGCCGGGGCGCCACUCAACGCCGCACCCACAUUGCUGAACGGCCCCUCCUCGACUUCUCCUGCUUCCCCUUGCUUCACCCACAGCAACCACUCCAGCCAAGCAACGACACCUCUCGCUCACGUGCCCACAGUCGACAUCACCGCCAUCGUGGCCCAAGCGGUACGUACCGUCCUUGCCGACUUGGCCGAGCAGCGCACGGAGGAAGACGAGCGUCGCAAGCAGGAUGCGCGACAGCUUCUGAUCUUGCUCAGGGAGGAGAUGGUCAAGACUGCUGAGGCUGCUGUUGGAAGUGAGAGGCAGGAGACCCUGCACAGGACCAGGGCAGAGGGCAACGAGGGAGGCAGCAAGCUCUACGAGUCCGACACAAGCAUGCACAAAGACAAUGCCCUUCGGCAGCUCGAUGCUCGCAUAGUGCUUGACGUGCUGGACGAACGCGCUCAAAAAGUCAGAGGAGUGAGUCAUCGAGCCACCCUCCGUGGCGCCACGCAUGACGCUGACUGGCAUCUUCAUGCGCAGGUCCGCCUCCUCUCCUUGAUGAUUUUCGCCCUCCUAGCUAUCCUGGCGAUGACCGUCGCAAGCAACAGACGCCUUCAGCAAUGCGAGGUACGCUCCGACUUUGUCCUCGAUCAGAAGCCAUCGGAGCAAUAUCAAUCACGCCAGCAGCGUCUCCACCUAGAUGAUUUCGGUGAGCAGCCCGGCGGCCGCGUGCAAUAUUGGCCAGAAGGGGCGGCAUGGGCUUUGAGGAGGUUGGGAGCUCUUUGAGUCGUCGAGGCGGAGCAUCACAUUGGACUGAAUGGCGUCGAAAGGGAGUUGGCAUUGUAGGAAGAAAGUAAUCGACAAAGCUACCUUUUGAUAGACGUGAAGAGAUCUCGGGCUUCUGGAACCCGUUAGCGUCCCCCCAUGUGGGCUCGACAAGGCGACGUCUGUUUGCGGGUGCCCUUGCGAGUGGCUGAGCGGGCAAAAGGGUAGAUGAGGAGGUUUAAGCGUAGCAGAAGAGACAGGAGCCAUAACGAGCUGGUAUUGAAGAUGCUUUAGCCAUGACAUUGAAGAGAGGAGCAGAAAGAGGAGAAAGGAGGAAGCGG